AUGGCAAGAGAGAGCAGAGGGCUAGGCGAAGGCCGAUUCUGUAAGAAUCAGGUAAAGGGAGAAGAUGAGGAAGAGAACAAUCUGGAAGUACGAGAAACCAAAAUUAAGGGUAAAAGUGGGAGAUUCUUCACAGUCAGGCUUCCAAUUGCUCUUGAUCCUGGGGCCAAGAUUUCAGUCACUGUGGAGACAGUCUACACCCAUGUGCUUCAGCCGUAUCCAACCCAGAUCACCCAGUCAGAGAAACAGUUUGUGGUGUUUGAGGGGAACCAUUAUUUCUACUCUCCCUAUCCAACGAAGGCACAAACCAUGCGAGUGAAGCUUGCUUCCCGAAAUGUGGAGAGCUACACAAAGCUGGGGAACCCCACACGCUCCGAGGACCUUUUGGAUUAUGGGCCUUUCAGAGACAUCCCUGCCUAUAGUCAGGCAAAGCUACUGUUUUCAGAUGGAGAAAAAGUAAUACCCAGGUUGACACAUGAGCUUCCAGGGAUAAAGCGUGGCCGGCAAGCAGAAGAGGAAUGUGCCCAUCGAGGAAGCCCCAUUCCUAAAAAGAGAAAAGGACGACCUCCCGGACACAUCCUGUCAAACGACCGGGCAGCUACCGGCAUGGUAUGGAAACCAAAAUCCUGUGAACCAAUUCGCCGGGAAGGCCCCAAGUGGGACCCAGCUCGCCUGAAUGAAUCCACUACCUUUGUAUUGGGAUCUCGAGCCAACAAGGCCCUGGGGAUGGGGGGUACCAGAGGGAGAAUCUACAUCAAGCACCCACACCUCUUUAAGUAUGCAGCUGACCCCCAGGACAAGCAUUGGCUGGCUGAGCAGCAUCAUAUGCGGGCAACAGGGGGAAAGAUGGCCUAUCUCCUCAUUGAGGAGGACAUCCGGGACCUUGCUGCCAGCGAUGACUACAGAGGAUGCCUGGACCUGAAGUUAGAUGAACUAAAAUCCUUUGUCCUACCCUCCUGGAUGGUUGAGAAGAUGCGAAAGUACAUGGAGACACUACGGACAGAGAAUGAGCAUCGUGCUGUUGAAGCACCUCCGCAGACCUGAGGCCAGGCCCCCUGACUACACUUGGCAGCCUGCCUCCAAGACCCUCCCCUCAUGGCUGAGGCCACUGCUGGGACUCCUUCCUACGUGGAUCUCAGCGGCAUUAAGCUGUGCCUGAGCUAGUUUAUAGUGACUCACAGCAGAGUACCCUCAGACUGGCAUGUGAUUCUAUAUUUGUAAAGUUAUUGGGAUAAGAAGCGAUUAAACAGUUUGUAAUAAACACAGAUGGUGAG
Carlito syrichta (Philippine tarsier) is the source of this 1271-nucleotide messenger RNA. RefSeq names its product deoxynucleotidyltransferase terminal interacting protein 1 (gene DNTTIP1). The transcript is spliced from 12 exons. The coding region runs from base 1 to 1041 and encodes 346 amino acids. The record is from RefSeq and is a predicted model, not a curated record. Gene Ontology annotation, cellular component: nucleus; membrane. Gene Ontology annotation, molecular function: nucleosome binding; DNA binding. NCBI's taxonomy places the organism in Eukaryota, Metazoa, Chordata, Mammalia, Primates, Tarsiidae.